Scaptodrosophila lebanonensis is the source of this 549-nucleotide messenger RNA. RefSeq lists its product as uncharacterized. Lineage: Eukaryota; Metazoa; Arthropoda; Insecta; Diptera; Drosophilidae. Bases 73 to 432 code for a protein of 119 amino acids. The record is from RefSeq and is a predicted model, not a curated record. The transcript has a single exon.
CGCCAGGUUCGUCAGCCUAAAUGCUGCUAAGCUCUUCCUUUUUCCAAGGCAACUCGGAUAUUUUUGACGAAGAUGGGCGGCCGGAAGAGCUUGCAAUUGCUGCGACACCACUUGGGGAAAGUCUACUAUAGGGUGUACGUGUAUUUGUCGCUGUUCGCGAUUGCCCUCGUCUGGUUGUUGCAUAGGACCCGCAAACGGAUCUACACGCUACCACUGAGCUGGAGGAGCAUUUGCGUGCUGUAUGGUUGCAUUGCCUGUGUGGCCUUCAUGCUGACCUUUGUGACGUAUUAUGGGUGGACGGCCUGGGUGGUGAUGCGCCGGCAGCAUCGUGUGGAACGUCUGGCCACACGGCGGUCGCACAUCCUGUUCAAAUUCUAUCGGCUGCAGAGGCUGAUGGCGACAAGCAACCAGGCGAUGGGGAAAGAUCGAUGAGAGAGAGAGAACGGUUAUGUUUUAAUUGGCUUCAAUAAAUUAAUCAGUUUGUAUUUUAUUUUUGCACGCUAAAUUCGCAUUGCGUGUGUACUAUAUGCGCGUAAUUACAUAAUUUAA